Molecule: messenger RNA, 1719 nt
Organism: Pyrus x bretschneideri (Chinese white pear)
Lineage: Eukaryota; Viridiplantae; Streptophyta; Magnoliopsida; Rosales; Rosaceae
Product: polygalacturonase At1g48100-like
Exons: 5
Coding region: 153-1556 (467 amino acids)
Biological process (GO): carbohydrate metabolic process
Molecular function (GO): polygalacturonase activity
Source: RefSeq, a predicted model, not a curated record
UAUAGGGUUCAAUUUGUUCUCACAUUUGUGUCAUGACAUUGACAGUGACAAAUUAACCCCAUAAAAUUCCUGAAAUUCAUCCAUAUAUUUGAAGUGAAAAGUAGAACUUUUCUUUGUUAUUUAUAGAAUUAAUUUAUAUUGAGCAACCCAACAUGAAGAAUUGCAAGUUUUCACUGCUUGUUUUCUGCAUUUCAUUCUUUUGCUUCUUAUUAGUGUCCAACCAAGCCUGCAGAUGGCAUAACCAUACAAAACAGAAGUACUCUCACAAGCAAUCCCACAUUUCACCACCUCCUUGCUCUCCGCCUGUUCCCACUACUCCUCCCGAAGAGCUGCCUACCAAGCCGUAUCAUUCCUCCGGUAUUUUUGAUGUAAGAUCAUUUGGUGCUGUUGGAGAUGGCCAAACUGAUGACACCACGGCGUUUAAGAUGGCAUGGGACACAGCCUGCCAAAGUGAUGAAUCUGCUGCAAGGAUUCUUGUUCCCCAAGGUUUCUCAUUCAUGAUACAGUCUACAAUAUUCACUGGUCCCUGCCUUGGGGGCCUGGUGUUACAGGUUGAUGGAACUCUAGUGCCACCUGAUGGACCAGGAUCCUGGCCAAAGCACAUCAGCAGGCACCAAUGGCUGGUCUUUUACCGAAUCAACGAGAUGUCGCUGCAAGGCGUUGGUGUAAUUGACGGGAAAGGAGAGAAAUGGUGGAAUCUUCCCUGCAAACCCCAUAGGGGCAUAAAUGGAACCACAUUGCCAGGACCAUGUGAUAGCCCAAUUGCUAUUAGGUUCUUUAUGAGCUCCAAUUUGACAGUUCAAGGACUUAGAAUUAAGAAUAGCCCCCAAUUCCACUUCAGAUUUGAUAGUUGCAGGAAUGUGCAUAUAGAAUCCAUUUCUAUAUCAUCACCUGCUAAAAGUCCGAAUACAGAUGGGAUUCAUAUAGAGAAAACACAUGAUGUCCAAAUUUAUAACUCAGUCAUUUCUAACGGUGAUGAUUGUGUAUCGAUUGGAUCAGGCUGUUAUGAUGUAAACAUAAGGAACCUUACUUGUGGACCUGGUCAUGGAAUCAGCAUUGGGAGUCUCGGAAAUCACAACUCACGAGCAUGCGUCUCUAACAUUACUGUUAGGGACUCGAUAAUGAAAGGGACGGAUAAUGGAGUUAGGAUCAAGACAUGGCAGGGCGGGUCUGGAUCGGUGUCUGGAGUAACAUUUAAUAACAUUCACAUGGAUAAUGUUAGGAACCCUAUUAUGAUUGACCAAUACUACUGCCUUACCAAACGGUGCACCAACCAAACUUCAGCAGUGCUUGUAUCGGACAUACUCUAUUCGAACAUAAAGGGGACUUAUGACGUUCGGAGUUCACCAAUGCAUUUUGCCUGUAGUGAUGCUCUCCCAUGCACUAACUUGACACUCUCAGAAGUUGAGCUCCUUCCUGCAGUAGGAUAUAAGGUAUCUGAUCCGUAUUGUUGGAAUGCUUAUGGAGAGCUGCAGACACCAACAAUUCCACCAGUCUCUUGCUUGUUGGAUGGUGUUCCUCGAUCCCUACUGGGCCAUGAAAUUGAGCGUUGCUGAUUAACUGGUCUCAUUUGUAAAGUAAUCCACGUCUGUACAAAAUUAGUUGAGGGAUUAUGAAUCCGUCCAUCCGGUAAACCUCCUUAUGUGAGUAUAGAGGACGACUGUUGUUUUAUGUGCUCCCUACAUAUAUACAUAAAUAUGAAGUAUGUUCUGUUUUUUC